GAGGAGCUUUCCCUGGGCUGGGAGGCGCCCUGGGCGAGGCCGGAACGCCACUGCAGACUUCCCCUGCGGUCGCCAGGUGGUGGUUUCUGGACAGGGUCCAUCCACCUGGCCUGCCUCCCACCGGCACCCAGACCCUUUAGCCGCACCCUCCGGUCCCACGCGUCCCCAGGGGACCCCCAGGACCCGCCUCCCACUGCAGAAGCGCAGCCACCGCGCGCCCCGCCCCCCGCUGGGGCUGGCACGAGGCGCCUAUAAAGUGGCGAGUGCUUUGCAGGCUGCACGCGAACCUCCGGUGUUGCAGUCCCAGACGCUGCCCGACACUUGUCUCCCAUCCCCCCAAGCGAGGACUCUGCCGCGGCCAGGGUCGCCUUGACAACCAGCAGCACAGCGGGUCAGCACAGCCGGAGCCCUGGCGGCCAGAAGAGCACUGAUCGUCCUGGCCCACGCGGAGGCCACGUCCUUCAACCAUGCCAUGAAGGAGGCUGCCGUAGAGGCCUUGAAGGGCAAAGGAUGGCAGGUCACUGUGUCAGACCUGUAUGCCAUGAACUUCAAUCCCGUCAUCUCCAGAAGGGACAUCACAGGUACACUGAAGGACCCCGGGAACUUUCAGUAUCCUGCCGAGUCUGCUCUAGCUUAUAAAGAAGGCCGUCUGAGCCCCGAUAUUGUGGCGGAACAAAAGAAGCUGGAAGCUGCGGACCUUGUGAUUUUUCAGUUCCCGCUGCAGUGGUUCGGAGUCCCCGCCAUCCUGAAGGGCUGGUUCGAACGGGUGCUCAUAGGCGGGUUCGCCUACACGUAUGCUGCCAUGUAUGACAACGGACCUUUCCGGAACAAGAAGACGGUGCUCUCCAUCACUACCGGCGGCAGCGGCUCCAUGUACUCGCUGCAGGGCGUCCACGGGGACAUGAACGUCAUUCUCUGGCCAAUUCAGAGUGGCACUCUGCAUUACUGUGGCUUCCAAGUCCUGGAACCUCAGCUGACUUACAGCAUUGGGCACACUCCUGCGGAUGCGCGAAUUCAGAUCCUGGAUGGAUGGAAGAAACGCCUGGAGACUAUUUGGGACGAGACGCCACUGUAUUUUGCUCCAAGUAGCCUCUUUGACUUAAACUUCCAGGCAGGAUUCUUAAUGAAAAAGGAAGUGCAGGAUGAGCAGAAAAACAAGAAGUUUGGCCUCUCUGUGGGCCAUCAUUUGGGCAAGCCCAUCCCAACUGACAACCAGAUCAAAGCCAGAAAAUGAGCCUCAUAGUACUGGAUUCCUUUCACAAAUGUAGCCAAAUCUCGGUUUUUUUUCAGGCUGCUUUGACUUGCUUUAGUUUUAAGAUUUGUGUGUUUUUCUUUCCUUUCCACAAGGAACAAAGAGGAGACAGAAUUGACUGUAUCCACACAUUUUUGGAUAGUUUUAUUACAUGUAACUGAUUCUAAUGACUGCUGUCAUGGCAAAACCUGCUUAGGUUCAAGUAGCCACUGAGGCUAUAAAUCAGGGAAAGAUGGAGAAAGAUGGGAGGCAAUAUUUUUUAAGGUCCUCUACACAAUUGAAUUCCACUUUUUAGGGCUACAUUUUUUGGGCUAAAUCUGGCUGGCUAGUAUCCAACUUUCAAUGAUACAUUUUCCUUUUAAUUACCUCUCUGUGGUUUAUGGCAGAAGGGAAUUAAUCACUCUGAGAAAGAAAUGGCUGAAUCUGACACAAGGGACUUGUUUAGUAGUUCCUAAUCUGUGCUUGUUUAUGAUAGAUAUUGGUUUUAAUUACUACACAGUGACUAAUAUGCCUAACGUGUGUGUUACCCUUGCUUUGCCUUUUGUUCUUUAUACACAGCACACACAGAUACCCGUAAAUCUUCUAAUUUCAUGUCUGCAGAAAUCAACCAACAUGUCUGUACUCUACAUCUGCUACAAUGAAGGAACUCAAUAAAUAGUUACUUCCAAUAUUUAACAACA
Molecule: messenger RNA, 1932 nt
Organism: Suricata suricatta (meerkat)
Lineage: Eukaryota; Metazoa; Chordata; Mammalia; Carnivora; Herpestidae
Gene: NQO1
Product: NAD(P)H quinone dehydrogenase 1
Exons: 6
Coding region: 473-1234 (253 amino acids)
Cellular component (GO): cytosol
Molecular function (GO): NAD(P)H dehydrogenase (quinone) activity
Source: RefSeq, a predicted model, not a curated record